UUCCUAGCUUCAUAUUACGAUCUUAUGUCCCGUUGCCGUGUUUCAUUAAGUAACCUCACCUCCUCACCCGCUCUCGCAAAUUUCCCCGCCACACCUUUCUGAAACAGCAAACAUGCGUACAGGCAAGGUCGUCGUCUUUACCGCUCCCAGCAAACCCCUAGAGAUCCGGACCGAACCAAGCCCCGACCCCUCAGCAGAUCAAGUCGUCGUCCGCGUCUCGAUAGCAGGCGUCUGUGGCAGCGAUGCCCACCGCCUCUCCGGCGACUACCCCGCGCCAUCGCAACCCAUCUGCUUCGGCCACGAAGGCGUCGGCGUGGUUGAAGCCCUCGGCUCAAACAUCACCAGCGACCGCGCCGGCACCCCCCUUGCAGUCGGCGACCGCAUCUCCUGGCUUCCUGCCACACCAUGCGGAGACUGCGAAGCGUGCGAGCUAUCGACGCCGAUGUUCUGCAAAGACAUCAACUGGCCCGCUCCAGCGGGGACACCAAACGCGGCUACAUACCGCGAAUUCGCGACGCUCGGCGCACGCAAUAUCUACUAUCGGAUUCCAGAUACCACGAGUUUGGAGUCUGUAAUUGCCUUCGGGUGCGCGAUGCCGACAGCGCUGCGAGGGUUUGCAAAGCUAGGCCAGAGCGUAGGGUCCGACGUCGUGAUCCAAGGCUCCGGCCCCGUCGGGCUCGCAAUGACGGUUCUCGCGAGCCUGGCUGGUGCGAAGACGAUCAUAGUGACUGGGGGUUCGAAGGAGCGGCUUGAUGCGGCGCGAAAGCUUGGGGCUACGGAGACAUUGUCGGUGAGGUCAACGUCAGUCGAAGAGAGACGUGAGCGAGUGAAGGUACUUACGAAAGGGCGCAUGGCAAGUGUAGUAGUUGAGGCUGCAGGGGUGCCCGAGGCGUUCCCAGAGGGGCUCGAUUUGCUAGGGAUGAACGGGAAGUAUCUGAUUGCGGGAUUGUAUUCUGGAAAGGCCGUGUAUCCGGUUGAUGCGGUGCGGAUUGUUAAUUAUAAUCUGCAGAUUAUUGGGAGUGUAGGUAUCGAGCCGGAGCAUUACUUGAAGACAGUGCAGAUUGCAACGGAACAUGGGAGUCGUUUGGGGUUUGCGGAUUUGAUUACGCAUCGAUUUCCGCUUUCCGAUCUUGAGGAGGCUAUCAGAUCAGCGCGAAUGGAUUCUGUCAAGACGGUAGUUGUUCCUUGAUGAACUCUCUCUAGGCCCCGAGGGAGCCGGAAUAGGCUUUCCCUGCCCACUCAGGCUUGGGGACUGCUACAGUACGUGGUCAUAGGUAUACGCGCACUUCUCUACCACCACUUGUGGAGCUUCACGGUAUUUUCAGAAAUCCAAGGAGACGGAUCACAGUUCCGAUCUGUGUACACUCUGCCAUUGCUUGUGGUGGCUCCACAAGCUUACCAGAUAUUCAGAACUCUGAAAAUAACAUUAGGCACCACAAGCGGUGGCAGGAACGUGUGCGGAUAUCUAUGUCAAGAC
Messenger RNA from Mytilinidion resinicola, 1477 nucleotides. Its product is annotated as GroES-like protein. The record is from RefSeq and is a predicted model, not a curated record. The transcript has a single exon. Gene Ontology annotation, molecular function: zinc ion binding; oxidoreductase activity. Bases 113 to 1189 code for a protein of 358 amino acids. Lineage: Eukaryota; Fungi; Ascomycota; Dothideomycetes; Mytilinidiales; Mytilinidiaceae.